GCCAGGCAUGGCGCACGGGCCCGGGCGCUGCCGCUGCUGCGGGGAAGGGGCCGCGGGGCCCGCGGGGCGCGGGGCGGCCUGGGGGCUCUACCUGCGGAUCGACCGGCAGCGCCUGCAGUGCCUGAACGAGCGCCGCGAGGGCAGCGGCGCCCUCGUCUUCCGCGCCUGGGAGGAGCGCGGCGACCGCGCGCGGUUCGUAGAGAGCGACGAUGACGAGGAGCUGCUGUUCAACAUCCCGUUUACAGGCAACGUGAAGUUAAAAGGAGUGAUCGUGAUGGGAGAAGAUGACGAUUCACACCCGGCAGAGAUGAGGCUGUUCAGGAACAUUCCUCACAUGUCCUUUGAUGACACAGCCAGAGAACCAGAGCAGACCUUCAGCCUGAACCGGGAUCCCACGGGAGAGCUGGAAUAUCCCACCAAAGUUGCCCGUUUCUCCAACGUUUACCACCUCUCCAUCCACUUCCCAAAGAACUUUGGAGCGGAGACAACAAAGAUUUUUUAUAUCGGCCUGAAAGGAGAGUGGACAGAGGCUCAUCGCCACGAAGUCACCAUCUGCAAUUACGAGGCCUCAGCAAACCCAGCCGAUCACAAGUUGGAACAAGUCACCCCCCAGACUCACUUCAUCUCCUAACAGGGCUGCCGGGAACCUCCCGAAGGCCGUGGCAGGGCUGUCCGGACCAGGGGCCGCCUCUGGCCGGAGUGACUCCCGGCAGGCCUGGAGGGCGCUGCCUCGGCCUUAGGUUUCGGGCUGUGCCUCGGGAAGCCGAGUGCUGCUGGCGGCGGCUGCGCUCUGCCCGCGGCAGAGCCGCUCUCGAGCCCGCGGCGGGCUGGCGUCCGGUACCGUUUCACUGCUCUGAGUGACAAUAAAAGAGGCGCCGAGGCGCGGA
This is a messenger RNA of Apus apus (common swift), 887 nucleotides long. It is a transcript of the gene PITHD1, whose product is annotated as PITH domain containing 1. Gene Ontology annotation, cellular component: nucleus. The record is from RefSeq and is a predicted model, not a curated record. Bases 8 to 631 code for a protein of 207 amino acids. NCBI's taxonomy places the organism in Eukaryota, Metazoa, Chordata, Aves, Apodiformes, Apodidae. The transcript has 6 exons.